Messenger RNA from Gracilinanus agilis (Agile Gracile Mouse Opossum), 2257 nucleotides. Its product is annotated as PR domain zinc finger protein 8-like. The transcript has 3 exons. Bases 1 to 2193 code for a protein of 730 amino acids. Gene Ontology annotation, biological process: regulation of DNA-templated transcription. Gene Ontology annotation, molecular function: protein binding. The record is from RefSeq and is a predicted model, not a curated record. Gene Ontology annotation, cellular component: nucleus. NCBI's taxonomy places the organism in Eukaryota, Metazoa, Chordata, Mammalia, Didelphimorphia, Didelphidae.
AUGGAGGAUACCAGUGUCCAAAGAGGAGUCUGGGAUGGAGACGCGAAAGCAGUUCAGCAGUGUCUGACAGAUAUUUUUACCAGCGUUUACACCACCUGCGACAUCCCAGAAAACGCGAUAUUCGGUCCUUGCGUUCUAAGCCACACUUCCUUGUACGACAGCAUAGCUUUUAUAGCUCUCAAGUCCACGGACAAGAGAACAGUUCCUUAUAUAUUCCGGGUGGACACCUCAGCAGCCAAUGGCUCCUCAGAAGGUCUGAUGUGGCUUCGUCUGGUUCAGUCUGCUAGAGAUAAAGAAGAACAGAAUCUAGAAGCCUACAUAAAAAAUGGACAGUUGUUUUACCGAUCCCUGAGGAGGAUUGCCAAAGACGAGGAGUUGCUUGUCUGGUAUGGGAAGGACCUUACUGACCUUCUUUUACUCUGCUCCUCGAGGUCCCACAGCAAAAUGAACGGGUCUCCCCCUUACACAUGCCUGGACUGCAGCCAACGUUUCCAGUUCGAGUUCCCCUAUGUGGCGCACCUGCGCUUUCGAUGCCCCAAAAGACUACACAGCGCUGACACCGGCUCCCACAAUGAGCAGGACGGCGGAGGUUGCACAAAGGAACACGGAGGAGGAGGUGGAGGCUGUGGCGACAGCGGCGGCGGAGGAGGAGGCGGUGGUGGCAGCGUGGCCAAGGACCAACAGCAGCCGGAGGCUACUUUGGGACCUGGACCCAAGUAUUGCAAACCACCCACCAUUCCCAUCCACCACUACCAGACAUCCCAAGAGAGCAGCAACGCCUCUGCCCCGGGCGCAGGGAACGGCAUCAAACCCUCUACGGACUUCCACAACCUUGCUCGAGAGCUGGAAAACUCCCGUGGGGGCCGCAGCUGCUCUCCUCCCCGAAGUCUCAACAGCCGAGUCAGUAGCAGCGGCAGCAGCCACCAGGAGGUGGAGCUCAGUCCAAACAGCACAGCCACCUGCGCCCUGCAUCCCGCCACGCCGACCGCAGGGAGCGGGAGUGUAGGUGGCGGCGGUAGCAAAGCAAAGAGAAAGUACCCAGACGAGCUGGAGGAGGGCAGCCGUGGCGGGGUAGGAUUGGUGGGGGGCCGAGGUCGCUUUGCCGAGCGACCCCAGCCGUCCUCCAAGGAGGACCUGGUGUGCACCCCGCAGCAGCAGUACCGCACGACGGGUAGCUACUUCGGCUUGGAAGAAAACGGCCGUCUCUUCGCUCCACCCAGUCCUGAGACUGGCGAGGCCAAACGCAGCGCCUUCGUGGAAGUGAAAAAGGCCUCUAGGGUCGUUGGAGGAGCCCCAGGGCUCUUGCAGGAGGAGGAGGAGGUAGCGGAAGGAGCUACGAGCGCUGGGGAGGACAAGGAUCUUGGCACAGCCGCCGGGGGCGUAGCCAGUAAUACGUCUUCACCUGCUUCUUCCUCCUCCUCCUCUUCUCCAUCGGGGCCGGAGAAGCUCCUGGGACCGCGGCCUGGGGGCCCGCUGUCAGCUCGACUCGAGGGAGCCAGCCCGGCACGGGGCAGCGCCUUCACCACGGUGCCACAGCUCGGUGGCAGUGGGAGCGCGGGCGGUGGAGGAGGGUCGGGCUCCAGCGCAGGGGCAGUCCCGGGCGCAGUGGCCGCGGACGAACGCAAAAGCGCCUUCUCGCAGCCCGCGCGAACCUUCUCCCAAAUGCCUCCCUUGGUUUUGGGCCAGAAGCUGGGUUCGAUGGAACCAUGCCACCCCGGGGACGGCGUGGGCCCCACCAGACUGUAUCCUGCAGAUCCUCUGGCAGUGAAACUUCAGAGCGCGGCUGCGGACCUAAAUGGGGCCUGCGCGCCACUGCAGAAUGGUGGGGGCCUCCCCAAACAGAGUCCUUUCUUGUACGCCACCACCUUCUGGCCGAAGAGUUCGGCGGCGGCCGCGGCAGCGGCUGCUGCUGCAGCUGGCCCCCUGCAGCUGCAGCUGCCUUCGGCACUUACACUGCUGCCUCCAUCCUUCACGUCUCUCUGCCUCCCCGCGCAGAACUGGUGCGCCAAAUGCAACGCCUCCUUCCGCAUGACUUCCGACCUGGUGUACCACAUGCGGUCACACCACAAAAAGGAGUAUGCCAUGGAGCCUUUGGUGAAGAGGCGGCGAGAGGAGAAACUCAAGUGCCCCAUUUGCAACGAAUCCUUCAGGGAGCGUCACCACUUAUCCAGGCACAUGACCUCUCAUAAUUGAAAUGAAAUGGAAGAACCCGUCUACAGGAUCUCAACGCACACGACAAAAACCAGCUGCAGGAAUG